This is a messenger RNA of Penicillium nucicola, 1347 nucleotides long. Its product is annotated as C6 zinc finger domain-containing protein. NCBI's taxonomy places the organism in Eukaryota, Fungi, Ascomycota, Eurotiomycetes, Eurotiales, Aspergillaceae. The transcript is spliced from 2 exons. The record is from RefSeq and is a predicted model, not a curated record.
CUGGAACCCAAAUAUGUUACCAAUCUUUCUGGGUCGGAUUCCGCCCUUACUAGCCCAUCAGCUACUACUGGACAUCGAAGCCCGCAAGAACUGCUCUCGCUCUCUGAAACAAGCCCCGCCUAUGCAAUAAUUCGAGGAAGUGCGGAGUGCCAUAAUUUGAUCCAGGUAUUUCUCUCGCAAUGCGGGCCCUCUCAAUGGGCGACUUUAGGGCCCCGGUCAUGGAUUUUGCUACUUGGGGGUCCAACGACGAAAGUUGACGCACUUGAAAUGUCAAGUAUGGCUGUUGCCGCUUCAGCAGUAGGGCAGAUGUCUCAAAACAUCGCUCUUACUAAAUCAAGUUUAACUUAUUACACAAGAGGACUUCAUCAGCUGCAGAAGGCUUUGUACAAUCCCGACCUCAUGAAAGAAGACGAAACUCUGGCUGCUUGCAUGGCCCUGAGUCUCUAUGAAGCCAUCGAAUGCCCAGAUUCUGGGACUGAGGGGUACUUUGGUCACUGCAAGGGAAUACUAGCGCUUAUUGAAUCCCGUGGUGCUCAGGCACAUUCUUCGGGUGCUGGUCAUCAGUUGUUUCGAGGCGCUCGAAUUCCAGCCAUUUUGCAUGCUUUGCAAGCUUAUACCUCGACAAUUCUGGUUGAUCCCGCUUGGAUAGAGCAACCAUGGACCAUAAUGCCGAAAACAUUUCUGGAUCGGGUAACAGAUUGCCUUGCUAAAGCUCCAAGCAUCCUAGAACGCUUGCCGCUGUUGCAUCAUUUGAACCCCAAUCAACAACUAGAAUUGGUUCAUGAAUUGGCGCAUGAAUGUUGGCAACUUGAAGAGAGACUGAGCAGAAUUUACGAUGAAAUGCUCUGUUCCACGCCAGGCCCGCUUUACUGGUCGAUUCCAUCCCAAAAGCAUAUCCCAAUCGAUCCUUCUAUCGUUCUCGGUUUCGAGUCCGUUUAUCAGUUUGCUGACUUCCAAUGCGCCUCGACUCUUGUACUACUUUGGGCAACACGGACGAUGCUCUGGUCGGGACUUUCCAAUUUUUACCGCCUCGCCAACGCCCUGUCGACCUUUGGCGUCUCAACCACUGACUACAAUACUAAAGGUGGACUUAGCUCGCUUCCUCCUCUCGGCUACUGUGAGGAUAUUCUCUCUAUGGCACAUCAUGUUUGUCGGUCAGUGGAAUAUUUUCUACGAGAUGAUCUGUUUUUGUCAGGUCCGUUAUCGGUAGCACCGGCGCUAGGUAUUGUGAUUGAUGCUUUGAAAAAUCAACCUUUCAAUCUAGUAGAGGUAUUGUGGCUACAGGGUGCUUUGGAUGCAACUCGAAAGAGAGGUAUUCAAGCCUUGAAAUAUGCCAAACCCAAAUGA